AUGGAAAGGUCCCCCUCUCCGGGGGAGAAGGCGCGGAGGCGGCGGGAGGAGCGGGAGCGGGAUCGCCUUGAGCGGAGCGGAUCCGAGGGGGAGGAGGAUGGGCGGAGAGGGGGGGCGGUGGGGGGCGGCGGGGAGGGGGAAGAGGUGGGAACGCGGGGGGGAUGGGGAAGGGGGGGAGGGGGGUUGGAAGGCGACGCGUCUCGUGAUGCUGGGGGCGGGUAUUACGGUGGUAGUGGGGUGUAUGGCGGGUGUGGUGGGGCGUAUGGUGGUGGUGGUGGUGGUGCAGAGGGUGCGGCAGGAGGGGACGUGGAUAUGUCAGCUGCGGAUGCUUCAGUGGGUGGUUACGGUGAUGCCGCCGUUGCUGCUGCUGCUGCUGGUGGUGCUCCUUCUGUGCUGCCCCCUAUGCCGCCUCUGCCGCCGCCUCCCCCGCCCCCCAUUGACCCCGAGGCGGAGAUGAGGAUGAUGGAGAUGAUGGGCAUUCCUAUGGACUUCAACACCACCAAGGCGGAGAUGAGGAUGAUGGAGAUGAUGGGCAUCCCCGUGGACUUCAACACCACCAAGGUGAGCGGGUGA
This is a messenger RNA of Closterium sp. Naga37s-1, 573 nucleotides long. The record is from the annotation of a GenBank genome assembly. Lineage: Eukaryota; Viridiplantae; Streptophyta; Zygnematophyceae; Desmidiales; Closteriaceae.